AUGACACUUCAAAACUUGGCCAGUACAUGUAAAUUUGGCCAGUUUCUCGACGACGCAUUGCGAGACAGGCUUGUGUGUGGUCUGACCAGCAACAAUAUCCAGAAACAUCUUCUCACCAAAGAUGGUCUCACCUUCAAAGCAGCCGUGGACUUGGCCAAAACCCUUGAAACAGCUGUCAAGGACUUGCGUGAAUUUAAGAACAGCCCUAAUGCAGACACAGUAUCAGUUCACGCACUACACCGAAACGCCAAGCAACCGUACAAGCAACCGUACAAGCCAAUCGUUCAAACAGCCACCCCACAGACACGUGCCAAACCUCAACAAGGCGGGAAGAGAUGCAGUAGAUGCGGCAGAGAUCCAAGCCACCAAUCCUGUCCAGCAAGUGGACAAAAGUGUAACUACUGCCAGAAACUUGGUUACUUCUCGGUAGUGUGUCGCGCUAAACCGAAGAAGUUGCAUACAGUACAGCACGAUCCAACUGACAGCGAUGAUGGGGACACUGAAACUAAUGAUUUCUUCGUUGGAACAGUGCAUCACACCAGCCAUGACAUACUAAAUGGUGAUGUGUGGAGACAACCUAUCAAAGUGCAGGGACAGAUGGUGCAGUUCCUGCUAGAUACAGGUUCGGAAGUCAACAUCCUACCCGCUAACGUGUACAAAUCACUGAAACUCAGUGAUAAGACAUUGCAGCCAACGAUACUUCGCUUGCAUGGCUACUUUGGUGGCAAGGCCAAACCUCUUGGACAAAAGAAACUGUCAUGUGAAAUGAAGAAUCGUCAGUACUCGUUGGUGUUCCAGAUUCUUGCCAGUGGUCAGCCUGUCAUUGGCAAGACAGCAUGUGAAGCACUUGGUCUGAUACAGCGGGUGUACACCAUGGUGAACCGAGACAACGUGUUUGAAGGCACAGGUUGUCUUGAAGGCCCACCGGUUAACAUAAAGUUAACCGACUCCGCUACUCCAUACUGUGUGACCGCUCCUCGCAGAAUCCCCUUGCCCCUACUUCCCCAGUUGAAGCAAGAACUGGAAAAGAUGGAAACCCAAGGUAUCGUGAAGCGCAUCACUGAGCCGACAGAGUGGUGUGCUCCAAUCGUGAUUGUACCCAAGAAGAACAACCAGAUUCGACUCUGUGUUGAUCUGCGACAACUGAAUAAAGCUGUGCAGAGGGAGCGUUUCACUAUCCCCAGCCUGGAAGAGGUUUUGGGAAAGAUUGUUGGUGCACAAGUGUUCUCCUUACUCGAUGCAAAGCACGGGUUUUGGCAGAUACCCCUUGCUAGUGACAGUCAGAAAUUGACAACCUUCAUAACUCCAUUUGGGCGUUUCUGUUUUACGCGACUCCCUUUCGGCAUCACAUCAGCGCCUGAGUUGUAUCAGCGUAUUAUGUGUGACCUACUCGUCAAUCUGGAUGGGGUAGUUGUCUACAUGGAUGAUAUUCUCAUCACCGCCGAACACAGGCAGAGCACGAUCAACGUGUGCAUCGUGUAG
Messenger RNA from Patiria miniata (bat star), 1482 nucleotides. RefSeq lists its product as uncharacterized. The record is from RefSeq and is a predicted model, not a curated record. Gene Ontology annotation, biological process: proteolysis. NCBI's taxonomy places the organism in Eukaryota, Metazoa, Echinodermata, Asteroidea, Valvatida, Asterinidae. Bases 1 to 1482 code for a protein of 493 amino acids. Gene Ontology annotation, molecular function: aspartic-type endopeptidase activity. The transcript has a single exon.